Messenger RNA from Fundulus heteroclitus (mummichog), 2013 nucleotides. Its product is annotated as G1/S-specific cyclin-D2-like. The record is from RefSeq and is a predicted model, not a curated record. NCBI's taxonomy places the organism in Eukaryota, Metazoa, Chordata, Actinopteri, Cyprinodontiformes, Fundulidae. The coding region runs from base 731 to 1072 and encodes 113 amino acids. The transcript has 3 exons.
CAGAGGGGAAGGAUGGCGUCUGUGAAUUGGGUGAAAUGAGGUGAUGACUGCGGACAAUGGAGUCACACUCUUCUGCCGGCCUCUCACAGAGACGCCACUCUAUUAAUAUGCUAAGAGAUAGGAGGGCGGCGGAGGCAGGCCGCUGCCUGUUGCAGCAACAAAGAGCGGGGCAUGUGUGCCAUUCAGCGGCUCCUUCUGAGCGGGCCAUGUGUUAUCCACAAAGAAAGGUAGAAGUUGAGCAAGACAUAAAAAGAGAAAGGAGAAGUGUCCCUGUGUCUGUCCCCCAGCUGUAUGCCAGUUUUCUUGCCUUCUCCAGCUUCUGGCCCGUUCACAAGCUGUCUCAUUUGCAUUAUGAAUGACAGUGAGGGGAGCUAACAAGGUUAUUGGGCUUUGAGACGCACGCCUGUGACCACACGUGGAAAAAGGACCUACAGCAGUGCACGCUGGCAGCCGCACUGAGCUUCUUUAUUCCCUCUUUUCCAAGCGCCAUGGGGCUUUUUUUCAGCGCGCACACGAUUUACUCAGGAGGUGGAAGAAAAGGGGCCGGGCUGGGGAGCGGCUGAGGGUGGCUGCUUUUCAGCUGCUUUACAAGCCAAGCGAAGCCUCAUUAUCCAGGCCUCUGGUCAUUAGAGAGCGCUGCGCUCUGCGAGCGGAUUUAUUAGCCGGCUGCUAAAUUUCCAUGUUAUGUUGUUUCAUGGUGGCAUGCACUGGAUCUGCAUUGUUUCUGUGAAUGCCGGUAAAACAAAAAGAUUUCCGAUUCGCCAUGUACCCUCCCUCCAUGAUCGCUACAGGAAGUGUGGGGGCCGCCAUCUGCGGCCUGCAGCUGGACUCGGCUGACCACUGUCAGUGGGGGGACAGCCUGACGGACCUGCUGGCCAAGAUCACCAACACAGAAGUGGACGUUUUGAAGGAGUGCCAGGAGCAGAUCGAGCGCGUUCUGGAGAGCAGCCUGCGUGAAGGGCGGCAGCAGCAGCAGCAGCAGCAGCAGACUCAGAGAGGGCCCAGUGGGAAAGGCCUGGACGAGCUGGACCAGUCCUCCACACCCACAGAUGUCCGGGACGUCAACUUGUGAAGCACCAGGGGGCGCCGUUGCACAGGAUUUACAAAAACCUUUAAAAGCGUCAUGAAAAAAACUUCAGUUUUCAUAAAAGCAGAAAAAAAAAGAACAAAAGACCAAAAAUCAUUAAAAACAAACGCCCUUUAAAAGAAAUGCAAGGACAGUGCUUUCUAGCUUUGUAGAUAAUCUGUCCUCCAAGUGAAAAAAUAUGAAAUCGGUUUUCUAUGAUGCUCUGGUCUAAAAGCAACAAUCUGAUGAAGCUCUGCGGUGCCUUGGAUAUAGAGAAGGGAAGCCAAUCAUAUCUGCAUUCUGCCUUUGAUUGCCUUGUAUGACCUUUACUUUAAAAAGCUGCAUACACAAGAUAACAGCGGAGCUUAUGUUAUUUCUUUUCUCUUUUUUAUUUUUAAAGAUUAUUGUCACCAUUGCAUUAUGAGCUGGUGUACGAGAGGAUGUGUCCUCCACUGCCACGCAACGGUGAGAGGAAGACAAAAGAACUUUGUAGAAAGAGCCAGAAGGUCCCAUUUCCAGGCUGGCAUGAUAACAAUUAUUAGUGGUAUUAGUUUUUAUGAUUAUUAAUACUGCCAUUAGAAAUCUUUUGGAACUUCAUAGUGGAUCAAUAAGCUCCUUGUGUCAGGCUGCUUGUAUGCAUCGGUGGAUGCAGUUUGCUUGUGUGUGUGCGCGUGUGUAAAUCUGUACAUUAGCAGUCUGCAGCAUGAGGCACUUACAAGAAAAUACCAGACAGAGCGAGUGGAGGCUGCGCAUGCUUUGUCAAUCCUUAUAACAGGGCAUCUAUGCUAAAUCACUGCCUUAAUGCAUUAACAGUGCAUCCUAAUUCAUUGUCGGUCCCUGAACCUAAAGGAUGGACAAUGACUGAGACGUACAGAGGCGUGGACAAAGGGACGUGCUUUAGAGUCCCGUAUGUGUCUCCUGAGCUCCUCAGACUCAGAAUAUGAGCU